UAAAUACCAGCAGAGUGCUUCCUGGUUGAGCGCAUUUUGGUACAAGUGUAUACAGAACAUUGUUGCAUCCCACAUUAUAAAACUUGUAACCACAAGACUGUGUUCUUUGCAUCCUUUCCACCUCCAGUCCUCAAGUACCUGUGUUGAGUGCAGCUACCCUUCCUAUGAGCAGUUCCUACUCAGUCUUCUAUGAGAAAAAAUGAAGCUUGACAUCCAAUGGCUGGUGGAAAAGGUAUAUUUCCCCUUUUUCGACUCUGCAACAGCCUCUUUAAACUGUUUAAAUGAGAAUGUCCUUGGCUCAGAGAGUACUACUCACCUGGCUUUUCACAUUACUCUUCCUGAUCAUGUUGGUGUUGAAACUGGAUGAGAAGGCACCUUGGAACUGGUUCCUCAUAUUUAUUCCAGUCUGGAUAUUUGACACUAUACUUCUUGUCAUGCUGAUUGUGAAAAUGGCUGGGCGAUGUAAGUCUGGCUUUGACCCUCGACAUGGAUCACACAAUAUUAAAAAAAAAGCCUGGUACCUCAUUGCAAUGUUACUUAAAUUAGCCUUUUGCCUUGCACUCUGUGCUAAACUGGAACAGUUUACUACCAUGAAUCUUUCUUAUGUCUUCAUUCCUUUAUGGGCCUUACUGGCUGGGGCUUUGAUAGAGCUUGGAUAUAAUGUCUUUUUUGUCAGAGACUGACUUCUAAGGACAUCAUCUCUUUUUAUUGCUGUUCAACAAGCUAUCAUUAAAGUGUUAUGAAUCUUUGCAAGCUUGAAGAAUACCAGAGAACUAAGAAAAAUACCAAAUGUAGUUUUAUACAGCUGCCAUAAAACAUUCUUGGUGAAUCAUGGACUUCUAGUCAACCCAAAGCUUAAUUAUUCAAUAUUUGAGUUAUUAAUAUCUUUAUUAUCCCUAUAUAAAUAAAGUUUGUUUUGGACCUUA
Molecule: messenger RNA, 926 nt
Organism: Ceratotherium simum simum (southern white rhinoceros)
Lineage: Eukaryota; Metazoa; Chordata; Mammalia; Perissodactyla; Rhinocerotidae
Source: RefSeq, a predicted model, not a curated record